CCCAGCAAAGGGGCGUAACGGGACCUCGGGGCAAACUUCAGGUCCUCUGCCCGCUCGUCCGCCGACCCCUCCGCCGGGCAGCCGGCGCGUCCCCAGCUUCCGCCCAGGCCUAGCUGAGUGAAGGCGGCGGGGAGAAUGAGCGCCGCGCAGCCAAUCCGGGGCGCGCUCCUCCGCUCCCAGCCCGCCCCCGACCUUCCAGUGCAGAGCAGGAUAGCGGCGCCACGGCGCGAGCAGCUGCGUGCGCGUCUCCUCCGGGCAGCGAGGGGAACCUGAGACUGCCGGCGCCCUGACCAUGUCCUCUCCCGGGCCGCCUCAGCCCCCAGCUGAGGACCCGCCCUGGCCCACGGGCCUUCUGCGUGCCCUUCUGGGGCUGCUGCGGCUGGACCCGAGCGGCUGCGCGCUGCUGCUGUGCAGCCUCGUAGCGCUGCUGGGCUGGAACUGGCUGCGGCGGCGCCGGGCACGGGGCAUCCCGCCCGGGCCCACGCCCUGGCCCCUGGUGGGCAACUUCGGUUACGUGCUACUGCCCCCCUUCCUCCGGCGGCGGAGCUGGCUGAGCAGCAGGACCAGGGCCGCAGGGAUUGAUCCCUCGGUCGUGGGCCCACAGGUGCUCCUGGCUCACCUAGCCCGCGUCUACGGCAGCAUCUUCAGUUUCUUUAUCGGCCACUACCUGGUGGUGGUCCUCAGCGACUUCCACAGCGUCCGCGAGGCACUGGUGCAGCAGGCCGAGGUCUUCAGCGACCGCCCGCGAGUGCCACUCAUCUCCAUCGUAACCAAGGAGAAGGGGGUUGUGUUUGCACAUUAUGGUCCCGUCUGGAGACAACAAAGGAAGUUCUCUCAUUCAACUCUUCGUCAUUUUGGGUUGGGAAAACUUAGCUUGGAGCCCAAAAUUAUUGAGGAGUUCAAAUAUGUGAAAGCGGAAAUGCAAAAGCACGGAGAAGACCCCUUCUGCCCUUUCUCCAUCAUCAGCAAUGCCGUCUCUAACAUCAUUUGCUCCUUGUGCUUUGGCCAGCGCUUUGAUUACACCAAUAGUGAGUUUAAGAAAAUGCUUGAUUUUAUGUCACGAGGGCUAGAAAUCUGUCUGAACAGUCAAGUUCUCCUGGUCAACAUAUGCCCUUGGCUUUAUUACCUUCCCUUUGGACCAUUUAAGGAAUUAAGACAAAUUGAAAAGGAUAUAACCAGUUUCCUUAAAAAAAUCAUCAAAGAUCAUCAAGAGUCUCUGGAUAAAGAGAACCCUCAGGAUUUCAUAGACAUGUACCUUCUCCACAUGGAAGAGGAGAGGAAAAAUAAUAGUAAUAGCAGUUUUGAUGAAGAGUACUUAUUUUAUAUCAUUGGGGAUCUCUUUAUUGCUGGGACUGAUACCACAACGAACUCUUUGCUUUGGUGCCUGCUGUAUAUGUCGCUGAACCCCGAAGUACAAGAGAAGGUUCAUGAAGAAAUUGAAAGGGUCAUUGGCACCAACCGAGCUCCUUCUCUCAUGGACAAAGCCCAGAUGCCCUAUACAGAAGCCACCAUCAUGGAAGUGCAGAGGCUAACUGUGGUGGUGCCGCUCGCCAUUCCUCAUAUGACCUCAGAGAACACAGUGCUCCAAGGGUAUACCAUUCCUAAAGGCACAUUAAUCUUACCCAACCUGUGGUCAGUACACAGAGACCCAGCCAUUUGGGAGAAACCAGAGGAUUUCUACCCUAAUCGAUUUCUGGAUGACCAAGGACAACUAAUUAAAAAAGAAACUUUUAUUCCUUUUGGGAUAGGGAAGCGGGUGUGUAUGGGAGAACAACUGGCAAAGAUGGAAUUAUUCCUGAUGUUUGUGAGCCUAAUGCAGAGUUUCACAUUUGCUUUACCUAAGGAUUCUAAGAAGCCCCUCCUGACCGGAAGAUUUGGUCUAACUUUAGCCCCACAUCCAUUUAAUAUAACCAUUUCAAGGAGAUGAAGAGCAUCUCCAAGAAGAGAUGGUUAAAAAGAUAUAUAAAUACAUAUCCUUCUAAGCAGAUUCUUCUUACUGCAAGAGACAGUCAAUCCAGCAUCUCAGUAGAUCCAGGUUAGGCCCAGAUUGGAGCGAUCGGAAGAGAGUAGAGCACACUGGGAGCUUUCAUCUUGGAGGAUUCCUCAGCAGGAUACUUGAGCCAUUUAGUAAUGCAGGUCUGUGAUUUGGGGGAUAGAAACUGAAGUACCUAGGAAACAGGAGAUCUGGAUUUUAUUUGCAGUGGCUUCCACUGAUGGACCAAUUUCUCAUUUCUCAGUGCCUCAGACAUCCCAUAUGUAAAAUGAGAGUAAUAAAAAUUGGCUUCUCUCUACCUCUCAGCACUAAUGAUGGUGAAAUGCCUUACAUCUUUUCUGAUAUCUCUAAAAUGCUGUUUCGUUCUGGAGAAGAAAUUCAGGAGAAGAAGAUCUACCUGCUGGCUUUUAAAGACCUCUGACAACAUGAAAGUGGUGUUCAGCCUGGAAUGCUUUGUCAUAGAUGAGUGUGGAUUUAGGUUAUACUGGGGGAGAACUUUUCUCAGCACAGAUUCUAUGCCAGCUUCUUUGGACUUGUUCUGUUAUUAUCUUUUUAUGAUUUUAGUUUUUACUUUUUGUAGAUAUGGGAUGAAGUAGACCCUGUUGUGUAUAUUGAGGAAAAAGAAAUUAUGAUUUUUAAAAAUCCCAUGUAGGAUCAUUGUCUAAAUUUAUAUGUCUACCUUCUACUUCAACUACAGGAAGCGAGUCUUGCUAAAUAAGUAGCUUCAUGGCAGAAUUCCUUUCUGCUGAGUUAUUUGCAAAGAUGCAGCUCUACCUUUUGACUUAAGGCCUGAAUGGUGAGCUUGGGGAUUUUGAUACUGGGACUCAUCAGGAAAGGAUUCUGCUUUCAAACUAUACUGAACAUUCCUGUCCUAGCCUCCCUGCCACCAGGCCCAAUGUAUCUGAUCCUUGAAUAUACUCUCAAAGAAAGGAAGACAUUCUUAUUCUUUUUCUUAAGAAAACUUAAAUUGUUUCUAAAUGUAGAAGGCCCCUCUGGAAGAGCAAUUUUCAGCAGAGGUGGUAACCCCUUCAGAGGGUGUUUGGAAAUGUGUGGGUGUGUUUCUUGGUUAUAAUGAAGCGGGUGUUACUGGCCUUCUGCUGCCAUGGCACCAGAUGCUAAAUGUCAAGGUAGUCCUAUACAGUGAAGAAUUAUCCUGCUCAAGAUGCCAGGAUUUCCCCCAACGAGAACAUGCUCCGAAGAAUGGCCACUCCUUUCUUUUAUUCUCCCACAGUGCUCCAUGUACAGAAGUAAGCAUAGCAGUAAUAUGAACAGCCAUAUUCCUGAACCUUUCCUCAUGCUGGCUCUCCACUUAAUGCUUUACUUGUAUGUUUCUGUAAUUCUUACAGAAAUUCUACUAAGAGGGUGGCAUUCUGUAGCUGAUGAAGCUGAGGCUUAGAGAAGGUAAGGCAAAAAGUUAAAAAGUUACAUGACUGCAUGUCAAACCUACUGGUCUCUGUGACUAAAGAACGCUUUCAGAACCACUUCUCAACUCUGCCACCACUUGAUCCCAUAGCAGACUACCCCCUUGACCUCAUGCUGGAGUUGUAUAUGUCCAUCUUCAUCCCAUGCUGAGCUCCUUGAGGUGAAGAUGUGCUGUUUGACUACCUUACAGUGCCUUGGUCUUGGUGGAUGCCCAGUCAUCUUGUGAAUGACUUUUAAGAAGUGUACUUAAGAGAAAAAUCCUACCUUAUUUGAAUUAUUACAGGUAGUAUUUUUGUUAUUGUCUUUUUGUUCAAGAUUUUAGUUUUUGCUAAAAGGUGAUAAAAAGUCAGGGCAUGUUAUUUGUUAAUAUCCACUAAACCCAGUUUUUAAAAAAUAACUGGACUUUUGUGUUUAUCAUUUAAAACAACCAUUUUAAACAAACUUGGAAUGAUGCCUUAGUUGUUUUU
Messenger RNA from Saimiri boliviensis boliviensis (Bolivian squirrel monkey), 3882 nucleotides. It is a transcript of the gene CYP2U1, whose product is annotated as cytochrome P450 family 2 subfamily U member 1. Gene Ontology annotation, cellular component: cytoplasm; intracellular membrane-bounded organelle. The record is from RefSeq and is a predicted model, not a curated record. Gene Ontology annotation, biological process: xenobiotic metabolic process. Gene Ontology annotation, molecular function: iron ion binding; oxidoreductase activity, acting on paired donors, with incorporation or reduction of molecular oxygen, reduced flavin or flavoprotein as one donor, and incorporation of one atom of oxygen; steroid hydroxylase activity. Lineage: Eukaryota; Metazoa; Chordata; Mammalia; Primates; Cebidae.